Molecule: messenger RNA, 1233 nt
Organism: Colletotrichum godetiae
Lineage: Eukaryota; Fungi; Ascomycota; Sordariomycetes; Glomerellales; Glomerellaceae
Product: voltage-dependent anion channel
Exons: 6
Coding region: 1-1233 (410 amino acids)
Biological process (GO): sulfite transmembrane transport; transmembrane transport
Cellular component (GO): plasma membrane
Molecular function (GO): sulfite transmembrane transporter activity
Source: RefSeq, a predicted model, not a curated record
AUGGCAACUGUCAGUGCAACCUCGACGAUUCAGUCGGGAGCGCAACAAACUCCCUGUCAAGAUGCCCAGGCCUCAUGUUCACCUUGUGAUAAGGAGAAUGUAGGCUGGAGGAAGAUUGUCAGAAACUUCACCCCCUCAUGGUUUGCGGUUACAAUGGGAACUGGCAUAGUCUCAGUUCUCCUUCACAACCUGCCUUACAAUGCAACAUGGAUCUCACACGGUCUUGCCGUUACAUUCUUCGUACUCAACAUCGCUCUGUUUACCGUAUUCACCGUCAUCACAGUGCUACGGUACGCAUUGUACCCUGAAAUAUGGAAGGCCAUGGUUAUACACCCUGCCCAGUCCAUGUUCCUUGGCUGUUUCCCCAUGGGAUUUGCGACCAUCAUCAACAUGAUGGUAUUCGUGUUGGGUGGUAAUUGGGCAUGGGCAUUUUGGUGGCUUGAUGCCGCUCUGUCAAUCGCAACUUGCAUCUCAGUGCCCUUUGUCAUGAUACAUCAGCACCGUCCGGGACUUCAGGCAGUAACAGCCGCAAGUCUCCUUCCCAUCGUCCCUGUCGUAGUGGCAUCUUCAACGGGCGGCAUCGUCGCCGAGGCCCUCUCAAACCCAUCUCACGCCUUUACAACCUUGAUCGCGUCCUACGUGCUCUGGGGCAUCGGAAUCUGCUUCUCCGGCAUGGUCCUCGCGCUGUACUUCCACCGCCUGACGAUCCACAGCCUCCCACCCAAGGAGGCCAUCGUCUCCGUAUUUCUGCCCAUCGGACCCUUGGGCCAAGGCGGCUUCGGCAUUCAGCAGCUAGGAAAGGUCUCUCUCAAGCUCUUCCCUCAGACUACGGCUUUGACCGCGGCGGCUCCAGGGGCGGUGCACGGCGGGGAGAUUCUCUACUUUGUUGGACUCUUCCUGGCGCUCAUCAUGUGGGGCUUCGCUCUCGUCUGGUUGUCUUUUGCUCUCAUCAGCCUUGCCACGAUGGAGAAGAUCCCGUUCAACAUGGGUUGGUGGGGUUUCACUUUUCCGCUGGGUGUGUUGGCGACCUGCACCGGCAUGCUGGCCCAGGACUUGGACAGCCCUUUUUUCAGAGUUAUGACCAUGAUCUUCUCACUUUCUGUAUGCUUCCUCUGGCUGCUAGUCGCUGUUAGAACGCUUCACCAGGCCAUUUCUGGUGAGAUUUUCUUUGCGCCGUGCCUCAAGGAUAUUCGGGACAAGCAAGCGCAGGCAGGAUCGGACCGAAGGGUUUGA